This is a messenger RNA of Cyclospora cayetanensis, 726 nucleotides long. RefSeq lists its product as uncharacterized. Lineage: Eukaryota; Apicomplexa; Conoidasida; Eucoccidiorida; Eimeriidae. The annotation marks the transcript as partial. The transcript is spliced from 3 exons. The record is from RefSeq and is a predicted model, not a curated record.
GCCGCCGCUGCAGAGAAGGAGCUCAAGAAGACUCAGCACGCUGCGGCAGCGUACAAAACUGAGGCAGAGGACCUGCACAAGCAGCUCAUGGACACCAAUAACAAGCUCAAACAGGAAAACAAAGAACUUGCAGACCGCACCAAGGAGCUGAACGAGCGCAAUCGCAGCCUUAACAAGAAGCGGCAGGAUCUCUCUGAGCAGAUCAAGCAGCUAGAGACGGCGCAUCGGCGCAGCAGCGAGGAGCAGCAGCAGCAGCAGCAGCAAGCGCAGCAGCAGCUGGAGGAGCUGCGUGCGUUGAAGCAAGCCAAUCGAUCUCUUCUUACCAAAAGCAAGCAGCAGCAGGAGGAGCGGCAGGAGACCCUGCGCCAGCUGCGCCAGCAGCUGCAGGAACUGCAGCAGCAGCAAGUGCAGCAGGAGCAGCAGCUGGAAAAGCGCAUUCAGGAAACGGCCGCUGCAGAGGCUCAGCUGGAGCAGCAGCAGCAGACUGCUGCAGCUCAGCAGGAACUGCUACAGCAGCGAAUAGAGCAGCAGCAGCAGCAACUGAGGGCUGCCCUUGCCGCAACCACCAAAGCUACGGACGACCUAAAAACUGAAAAAGCCCGUGCCGCAGAAGACAGGGAACACUACGAGAUGCAGCUGCAGCAGCUGCAGCAAGUGCAGCAAAAAACGGCAGCAGCGGCAGCAGAGGCCAGCAAAGAACAACAGGAUGCGCUUCGCAAGGUCGAG